Funneliformis mosseae is the source of this 579-nucleotide messenger RNA. The record is from the annotation of a GenBank genome assembly. NCBI's taxonomy places the organism in Eukaryota, Fungi, Glomeromycota, Glomeromycetes, Glomerales, Glomeraceae.
AUGAGCCUUUUAUUGGAAACUAAGUCAAAUUAUCUAUUGAUCAAAAAUAAAUCAGCAUUAUAUUUUCCUAUUUUGUAUUUAGAUCCCAUGUAUCAACUCAUGAAAUAUUGGUUACAAAGCCCAGACGAAAUCCCUGAACGUUAUCAACUUAAAUAUUUUCUUAACAUGACACCAAAUAUGAAACUUCCUCUUUCUAAGGAAAUGUUCUCUGCAAUUCCAAUCGUUGGACUAUUUAAUAUAGACCCAACAGAACGUGAUAAGUAUUUUGAAGAACAAAAGAUUCAUUUCACAGCUUUUGGGACACUAUUAUCAGCAAGUCACUAUAAAUAUUUAGAAGUGGAAUUAUAUCAUAUACCAACGAAAAGUUUUAUAGGUCAAAAUAGAUCAGAUUUUGUCUUAUUAAUGAGAAACAUUUGUGUUGUUCAUAGAGAAGAGAAAGGAGAAAAUGGAAAAGGAGAAUCUGCUAAGGAAUUAAUUGAUAAAUUCAAUACUUGGAAUUAUGGAGACAUUCCAUAUCUUUUUGGAUACUAUGCAAAUACUGCUGCUGUUACCUUUUGUGUUCUUUAUAAUAAUGAAUAA